UGUGGUUGUCUUGGGGAGUGUAAAUGUUUGUUAUUGCCAAAUAAUUGUGGCUACUGUGACAACUCGGCUCGCUCGGUCGCCGCCAUAUUGGCUCCUGUCGCUCUCCAAUGUACUCCAAAUAAUCAAAUCGUCAAAACGAGACAUUCGCGGCCGUUUAUGUGCCUGAAAGGCUUGAUUUCGUCGCCGAAAUUUCCGCAUUUAGCCUGCGCUGACUUCCGCGAGCCUCGAGACGCCGACGGCCAGCCCUGACUAAGCUUGCUGAAAAGGCGGACGAAUAUUCGAGAAUACGUCGAAACUUCAUUGCUUUAAUGCAUUGAGGAGCAGAAGAGGACAGCACCAUGAGCCAUUAGCUUCACUCGCUACAUUCGCAUAAUUCGCCUCUGAUACUCACAGUGACCUGUCGUGCCCCAGUCGUCACCAUGACAUCCUCCAUGCUGCGCAGACAGCUGAAGAACCUGGUCCAGAACUACUCUGAGGCCGAGGUCAAGGUUCGAGAAGCCACGUCCAAUGACCCGUGGGGCCCGUCCAGCUCUCAGAUGGCCGACAUCUCUGACCUGACCUACAACGUGGUGGCCUGCAACGAGAUCAUGACCAUGCUGUGGAAGCGGCUCAAGGAUGACAGGAACUGGCGACACAUCCACAAGUCGCUGACGCUGCUAGAGUACUUGCUGAAGACGGGUGAUGACCGCGUGCUCCUCAAGAUGAAAGACAACAUUUACAUCGUCAAAGCCCUCACCGAGUACCGAUUUGUGGAGAAAGACGGCAAGGAUCAGGGUACAAAUGUUCGAGAAAAGGCCAAAGUUGUGCUGGUCCUGAUGGAGGACGAUGACAAAUUAAAGGAGGAGCGAGACUUUGCUGUCAAGACCCGAGAGAAGACAUCCAAAGGUUCCACAGCCUCAUCCUCGGACGCCGUCAAGGACCCCAGCUACAAGCCGUGCUACGUUCCCGGCACCUCGGGGCUACCAUCGCUGGACAACAUUCCCUCGGUGGCCGACCUCACCGCUUCCUUCGCCGCCCGCAAGGAGGAACGCCUCAAGCAGGAGCAGGAGAAAAAAGAGGCGGAAAGGCGGGCCCAAAUGUCCGAAGACGAGCUGAAAUGGGAAGAUGCUGGAAAAGGAGGAGCUGUUGCCAAUCAGGCCUGGUCCGGUGAGAAGAUGGAGGAGGACGGAGAGGAAGAAGCCAAGCCUGACCCCUGGGGGGAUUCCGAUCGUUGGGGCGAAUGCUCCAAACCCGACGUGUCAGAUUCAGCACCUGCUACAAGUGGUGACAAUUCUUUAGAGUCUGCCAGCGCUCAAAUUUCCGACAAGCAAGACCCACCUUGUCAUCCUUUGAAAGCACAAACGGGUCCACAAGACCCUUUUAUGGCACAAAAUGGCGGCCCGCAACGCGCAGAAUCCUUUGAAGGCCAGCCCAAAAACCAAGAGGAUCCCUUCACCUCUUCCAAUAAUGACCCCUUCAACACACCUAAAGAUGACCCCUUUAAUGCACCUAAAAAUGACCCCUUCAGUGCAGCCAAAAAUGACCCCUUCAAUGCCCCCAAAGAGGACCCUUUCAACACCCCCAAAGAGGACCCCUUUAAUGCACCUAAAAAUGACCCCUUUAGUGCAGCCAAAAAUGACCCCUUCAAUGCCCCCAAAGACGAUCCUUUCACCGCCCCCAAAGACGACCCCUUCAACGCACCCAAAGAUGACCCGUUCACCGCCCCAAAAGACGACCCUUUCAACGCACCUAAAAAUGACCCCUUCAACGCCCCAAAAGAGGACCCAUUUAAUACUCCAAAGGACCACCCUUUUGACACCCCGAAAAAUGAUCCGUUCAACGCCCCCAAAAACGACAAGGUUAACAGCCCCAAGGAUGACCCAUUUGGCACCCCAAAAGACGAUCCCUUCUUCAGCGCCCCAAAAGAUGACCCAUUCGCAGCUCCUCAAGUAUCAACUUCCCGUGAAGAAGGUCCACCGACUGGCCCCACUACACCCCCAAAAGACGACCCCUUCAAAACCCCGCAAGAUGACCCUUUCUCUGCAGCCAGUGUAGCCGCUGAAGCAACAGCGCCUCCUAAGGAUGACCCUUUUGCCACUUCGUCUGAAAAGGACCCUUUUUCCGCCCCCCUGACGCCACCCAAAGAAGAAGAAGGCAGGUCGUCCGAUCCCUUCGCCGCGCUUCCGCUGAGCUCGUCCCGAAGCGCAGGUGACGGCUGGGGAGCUGCCUCCGACUUGGCGCCCCCUGCUGGCUCGGAUCCAUGGGGAGGCAGUGGCGUGUCUUCGCCUGUUGAUGAUUGCGAUCCCUUUGGGGACACCUCCAAAGCCCGAAAUGACCCCUGGGGGACGCCAGGUUGUGAGGGUUGUGCUGUUGCCAAAGAUGCGUGGGAGGCUCCGAAAGCUCCCUCCCCAACCAGCGACCCCUUUGGAGACUCCAAAAGAAGAGCAGGCGCAGAAAACUCCUUUUAGAAUAUCAACUCAGCCAGAGAAGGCGUUGCUUUUCGGGCUCGGCGGCGAGUGGGCGGGGCUUCAGAACCCAGCCCGCCAAAAAACUGCGCACCCUGCCCAGCAUGCCCAAUAUGCCCUCUCAUUGCCCCCCUGCCCCAGGAACAAGAAUACCCCCCCCCCCACACACACACACACACAAACACACACACACACACUACUUGACGAGUGUUGUCAUGGUUUCCAGGUUCCAUAGUUACGGUCAUGUGACAGGCAGGGGCGGCGGAGGCGCUACAACCCAUGGGUAUUCAUCAGUAGUUAAUUUGUUUGGCUCCUCCCUCUCUGUGUUUUGUAGUUUGUGUGUGUGUGGGUAUGUGUGCGUGCAUGUAGUAUAGUGUAGUUGUUGCGUGUGUUGACUUGCUGUUAGCAAUAGCAUUACGCUAACUCUUCACCCCUCCCUGCUUGGGUAGAUUGUCCACUUGAUGAUGGCAUGAUCAGACUGCAUUGAUGUGAAUACCCCCCCAUACGUACAGUAUGCACACACACUGUACUUGUGUGUGUGUGUGUGUGUGUGUGUGCUGAUAUAAUGCAAAACGAACCUUCAAGUCAAGUGUAAAUACAACAAAAAUUAUUUAGCUAUUUAUAGCUUGAAUAUUUAUUCACGUGACCGAGGAGCAAAAAUGAAAAGUUCAGGUUGGAGGUGUUGUUGACCGCGAGGAUGAUGAUCAGACCCAUCAGCAGAUCCGUCGGGGUAGGCGGUCUCCUAUGGCCCGCCCUAGGUGACAGGUCAGAUGAUGAUUAUGGUGACAAUGGGCAAUGACAUGGAACAGGAUUUCAUGAGAAAUCAUCUCAGUAACCAGCCGUGUCUUUAUUAUAUGUCUUUUGUUAAUCCUUUCACUUUGUCAACUCCUUGCUCUGUGUGCGCGUGCGCGCCUGUGUGAGACGUCGUCCCAAGGCACCAAGUAGCAAUCAAAUCAAGCGAUGAAGUGAAAUAAAUUCGCCAUUCAAAUGAUGACCCGAUAAACACCAACACAAAUGAACGUUAAUCGAAGAAGACUCACAAAAGAACUGCCAAAUGAAAUCAUCUGCUUUUCAUCAAUUUCAAAUGAAAACAUGUUUUUGCAGUGUACGUGUGUGCGUGGCCGUGCGCGCACGUGAUGUAUGAAUUAACGUAUACGGGAUGCAUUUAUUUAUAUACGUAUGUCUGUAUUUAUAUUUGAAUUGUUUUCUCCCGUUAGAAGACGUUUCUAUCUGUGACCACGAGAGGGAGACAAAGAUGUGACGUAUGGGCAGAAAAAAAUUAGAUGAGUAAUAGCAUAUAUUCUUAUUUCUAUCCAGUAAUGGCAUCGAAAUGUUUGCUUGGGUGUUUGUAACUUAUUUUUUCUUUGACUUGAUGGCAGAUGAAGUAUUGACAAACAUUUCUGUGUGUGUGCGCGUGAUGUACAUUAAGAUGUAUUUAUUAUUGUGAUGUAAAUAGUGACCUGAUUAUGUUGGAUAUUAUUAAUAAUGAUUAUGCUCACAAGUAACUAUUUAUUCAUUGAAUGAAUAUCCAUCAGUUCGGCAAACUUCAGAUUGUUCUUGUUUUGGACCUAAAAGUGAUGAUGAGAAUGAUGAUGUCAUGCUUAUGAUAAAUCAAGUCAGUAAUCAAAAGUGUC
Molecule: messenger RNA, 4078 nt
Organism: Hippocampus zosterae (dwarf seahorse)
Lineage: Eukaryota; Metazoa; Chordata; Actinopteri; Syngnathiformes; Syngnathidae
Product: epsin-1-like
Exons: 10
Coding region: 420-2447 (675 amino acids)
Biological process (GO): endocytosis
Cellular component (GO): endosome; plasma membrane; clathrin vesicle coat
Molecular function (GO): phospholipid binding; clathrin binding
Source: RefSeq, a predicted model, not a curated record